This is a messenger RNA of Parascedosporium putredinis, 1674 nucleotides long. Lineage: Eukaryota; Fungi; Ascomycota; Sordariomycetes; Microascales; Microascaceae. The record is from the annotation of a GenBank genome assembly.
AUGGAGGUUGUUUCCGUAACGUGGCGGUCAUGGAGUAGAACCCUGCGAAUCCCCUCGACUCGUGUCCUCGGCCAAAGCCAAGCUCUGCCGCAGGCGCGUCUCGCGAAACCGCAGGGUUGGAGAAAAAGUUCGUCGUGGAGCGGCGGCCAGCAACAAAACGAUCGCAGCCGCGCCAAAUCGGGAUGGAGUCGCAAGCGCCUGCUUCUCGCCUCGGGAGGCGCCGCAACCGGAGCAACUGUUCUCGCCUUUACGGACGAUAUCAAGACGAGCUAUGAAACCGUGGAGAGGUCUGGGAGGGUGGCGGUUGCCCUUGGGCGCACCUUGAAGGUGCUCGAGAAAAAUGGCGGCAUUUUUAUCAAGCUUGGCCAGCACUUGAGUGCUAUGAAUUACCUCCUUCCCUCCGAAUGGACCACGACCUUUAUCCCCCUACAAGACAAGUGCCCCGUCUCGUCCUUCGAAUCGGUAAAGCGAAUGUUCAAACAAGAUACUGGCCGCGACAUUGAGGAUUACUUUUCAAGCUUUGACGAGAACCCCAUUGGUGCUGCCUCACUCGCCCAGGUCCAUCUCGCGGUCGUAAAAGAGACUGGCCAGCAGGUCGCCGUCAAAGUCCAACACCCCGGCCUCGCGCAAUGGGCACCUCUCGACCUUUCCUUGACGAGAUAUACUUUUGCGACGCUCAAGAAGUUCUUCCCCGAAUACGAUCUCGAAUGGCUUUCACGGGAGAUGGAUAUCUCGCUUCCCAAGGAGCUUGAUUUUCGCGAGGAAGAAGAGAAUGCCAGACGGACCAGAGACCACUUUGCAAAGCUCCGCGGACUUCCUCUCGUGAUCCCCAACGUUCUAUGGUCUGAUAAGCGCAUUCUGGUCAUGGCGAACGAAUCCGGCCGUCGCCUCGACGAUCUCGAGUAUCUCGACUCGAGCGGCAUCGACCGCGACGAAGUCUCCGCCGCCCUCUCCCACAUCUUCAAUGAGAUGAUCUUUGGCGACGGCGCGCCUCUGCACUGCGACCCCCACGGCGGUAACCUGGCGAUUCGCAAGAACACCCGCCGCCGGGGCUAUAAUUUUGACAUUAUCCUCUAUGACCACGGCCUCUACCGAGACAUCGACCUUUCCCUCCGCCGCUCGUAUGCCAAGAUGUGGCUCGCCGUCAUCGACGGCGACAUGGACGCCAUGCGCAAGUACGCCGGUGAGGUAGCCAACAUCGGCGACAAGGAAUUCCCCCUCUUUGCCUCUGCCAUCACGGGCCGCGACUACACCGUUGUCAGCUCCUCCAUCCUCAAGAACCGCUCCGGGGACGAGAAGAAGACCAUGACAACCGCUCUGCAGGAAGGCCUCCUCGCCGACCUCGUCCAGCUUCUCGGUCGCGUUCCGCGCAUCAUCCUCCUCAUCCUCAAGACCAAUGACUUGACGAGAAACCUAGACGAGAACCUCCACACCCGCCAAGGCCCCGUGCGCACCUUCCUUAUCCUCGCCAGGUACUGCGCCAAAACCGUUUUCUACGAAAAGGUCGAGCAGGUCUCCGAACGAGGGUCCUGGUUAUGGCCCCUCAAUGCCGCCAAGUUGGUCAUUGCCUGGUUGAGCUUUGUCAGAGUGGAGGUGAAGCUCGGCGUUUUUGAGACGUGGCUGCGUUUAAAACGGCUGGCUGGGGUGAGCACGCCAAUAGGCUUUGGGAUGUAA